AUGGUGUUUGAUUUUAACAUGUCCCUCAGUACAACUUGUAGGGACUGUACCUACAUGUUGGGCAAGCUGGAUUUGAUUUAUGGCCUGACUAAUCUCUCAUGUUUUCAUGGAAUAUAUGUUUCAAACAUGGAGUUGAACUUCUCUGACGGUCAGCCCAUGGAGCCUAAUGGUGAUAGGAGAUUACGGGCAAACCAUCAUUGUAGUCGAGAAAAUGGUGAUGUUAAUCAUUUUAGUGCUAUUGAUGACCUUGAUCCAUGGACAGCAUGGGCAUACAAGCCUCGGACCAUUUUGAUGUUACUUAUUGGUGCAUGCUUUCUAAUGUUGAUCACUAUAUUUUUACCUGAACAAAAGGUUGUGUUCCUUUCAGGAGUUUUAUGUCUUCUACAAUCGCUGCUAGUUGCUUCUAUCUUUUUUAUUACUGGAUUUUACUGGUUUCUCUUAGGAUGGGGAUUUUACUGGGUGGUGGAUAACUUAUGGCUAUCUAGAAGUUGGAAGAUUGAACCUCUGAAGUUGCAAAAUAAUGAUACAGUAUUUUUGUCUCUUGAUCAUUCUCAUCAAGUACUAAGAGAUGGGUUUUGCUUUUUUUUUCUUAAUGCAUUUACCAGUUGGGUAAGCGGGGUCUUGGAUCUAGAAGGCAGUGCAUUUGGAGAUGUUGUUACAUCAGUUAAAAGGGGCAUAUGGGCAAUGAUAGCAGUUUUUCUCGCUUAUUGCUUGCUGCAAGCCCCAUCAUCGAUUCUGAUUAGACCGCAUCCGGCAAUUUGGCACUUAGUUAAUGGCAUGGCUGUUGUUUAUCUUGUUGCUCUCACAUUUUUUCUUUUUCAGAAGCGAGAUGAUGCUCGACAGUUUAUGAAGUUUCUCCAUCCGGAUCUUGGUGUUGGUAAUGCAGUUUAGCUUGCAAAUUCUUUUAUUUUUGCAUCAGUUGAAUGAGAAGCUUAUGCUGAUUGUUUAUACUUUGGAAUUAUGCCUUUGUAAUUACGUGCAUAACUUCCUGAAAGAUUUUAUGGAGCUGACUGCCGCAUAUAUCUUCCUGAAAAUCCUACAAGCAGGUUUAAGAAUGUUUAUGAAACACUUUUUGAUGAAUUCGUUUUAGCUCAUAUUAUUGGAUGGUGGGGUAAAGCUAUAUUGCUUCGUAAUCAGCCUCUUCUUUGGGUGUUAUCAAUUGGAUUUGAGAUGAUGG
This is a messenger RNA of Humulus lupulus (European hop), 1177 nucleotides long. RefSeq lists its product as uncharacterized. NCBI's taxonomy places the organism in Eukaryota, Viridiplantae, Streptophyta, Magnoliopsida, Rosales, Cannabaceae. The record is from RefSeq and is a predicted model, not a curated record. Gene Ontology annotation, molecular function: L-serine-phosphatidylethanolamine phosphatidyltransferase activity. Bases 1 to 891 code for a protein of 296 amino acids. Gene Ontology annotation, biological process: phosphatidylserine biosynthetic process. The transcript is spliced from 7 exons.